UCUAAACAGUGACAUAAACGAACUGCAAGUAACAUCUUCUCCAUUAAAAAUAUCUUCCAAAUCUCCAUUCUUUGCUUCUAUGCUCUAACAAUGGCAACUAUUAGUAAACCCCUAAGGCCAACCAAAUCAAAACCCUUCAGCUAUCCAACUCUCACCAUCAUUAUAUGCAUCUCCACCAUUGCCCUGUUUUUCCUUUUCUCCUCUCUAAUUUCCACCCAUGGCUUCUCGUUCUCAUCCCCAACUACCCAUUAUAUGAUAGACAUCGUUAAACCCAAAAACACACUGUCUUCACAUGACAGGUACUUGUAUUGGGGCAAUAGAAUCGAUUGCCCCGGUAAGCACUGUGAUUCUUGCGAGGGUUUGGGCCAUCAGGAGUCUAGUCUUAGGUGUGCCCUUGAAGAAGCCAUGUUCUUGAACAGGACAUUUGUGAUGCCUUCCGCAAUGUGUAUCAAUCCAAUUCACAAUAAGAAGGGAAUGCUUCAUCAUUCUGGCAAUGCAAGUUCCGAAGAAAGGUGGGCUACAAACUCUUGUGCCAUGGACUCUUUGUAUGACAUGGAUCUCAUAUCUAAAACCAUACCCGUAAUUUUGGACAAUUCAAAAGUUUGGUAUCAGGUACUAUCAACAAGUAUGAAACUGGGAGCUAGAGGAGUUGCCCAUGUUGAUGGAGUUAGUCGGGACAAUCUCAAAGAGAACAAUGCCUACACAAAUCUCUUGCUCAUAAAUCGAACAGCAAGCCCUCUUUCAUGGUUCAUGGAAUGUAAGAAUCGAAAUGACCGUAGUGCAAUAUUAUUAUCAUAUUCAUUUCUUCCUUCCAUGGCUGCAAGGAGAUUAAGAGAUGCAGCAGACAAGAUAAAGACUCUCCUCGGUGAUUAUGAUGCUAUCCAUGUGCGUCGUGGUGAUAAAAUAAAAACUAGGUUGGACAGGUUUGGCGUUGCUCGGACCUUACAUCCUCAUCUGGACAGGGACACGCGCCCAGAGUUUAUGCUUCACAGGAUUGAAAAGUGUGUCCCACGAGGACGAACUCUUUUUAUUGCUUCAAAUGAGAAAACUCCAGGAUUCUUCUCACCUCUCUCUGUCAGAUACAAAUUGGCAUAUUCAUCGAACUAUAGCUGGAUAUUGGAUCCGUUGAUUGAGAAUAAUUACCAACUAUUUAUGAUUGAGAGGCUUAUAAUAAUGGGUGCAAAAACGUCGAUUAGAACAUUCAAGGAAGAUGAUGCGGAUCUGAGCCUUACUGAUGAUCCUAAGAAGAACACCAAGAAUUGGCAAAUACCAGUAUAUACAUACAAUGGAUGAAUCAAUUUUUACUCCAAUCUGUCUCACUAAUUGUGCCAUAAGCAAUGCAUACUACACUUGCUGAUGGGGUCAUUCUUUGGCGCGCAAUGGUGCUCCAUGUUCCCAAAUCAGAUGUUUUAGGUCAAGCUAGAAAUUGGCGUCAUGUGGUAAAAUGGGAGGUAAUAGUUUAACCGAUGUAAAGCGCAAUCUCAGAGAAGGUAAAUGUUUUAUUUAGUACAUUCGGCUGCAGAUUUUGUAGAGAAAAAGGUUCCACUUUUCCCUGUGUGUAGUUUAUAAGUUUAAUCUUUACAAUUAUCAACUUCUUUCAGCAAAUGAAAUUCACCAGUUAUUCAAUUCCACUCAUUAAAUAAUUUCAA
Mercurialis annua (annual mercury) is the source of this 1649-nucleotide messenger RNA. RefSeq lists its product as uncharacterized. NCBI's taxonomy places the organism in Eukaryota, Viridiplantae, Streptophyta, Magnoliopsida, Malpighiales, Euphorbiaceae. The coding region runs from base 91 to 1293 and encodes 400 amino acids. The transcript is spliced from 6 exons. Gene Ontology annotation, cellular component: Golgi apparatus. The record is from RefSeq and is a predicted model, not a curated record.